UCGAAACUCCUUGCGCUCAGCGAGAGCGAACCGAGAUACGCCAUCUGUCUUUCGUCUCAUCUCUUGCACUCAAAGCUUCAAAUCGUCUCUCCCUCUCCCUCUCUCUCGAUGCCAAGAAUCCUCGCGAAAGCGACGACCGGUGCCUUCUUCUUCUGAGACGAACGAAGGGCGGCGGAGGGAGCUCGGAUCUGGUCGCCGGAGGAGGGCAGGAAGGCGGCGGCGGCAGCGAGGCGGAGGCGGUGGUUUUGGGGGGGGGAGGAGGAGGAGGAAUGACGUAUAGGGCGGACGACGACUAUGAUUACCUCUUCAAGGUCGUGCUGAUCGGAGACUCGGGGGUCGGGAAAUCGAACCUGCUAUCGAGGUUUACGAGGAAUGAAUUCAGCCUCGAGUCGAAGUCCACCAUCGGCGUCGAGUUCGCCACCCGGAGCAUCCACGUCGACGACAAGGUCGUCAAGGCCCAAAUUUGGGACACCGCCGGCCAAGAAAGAUACCGAGCUAUCACAAGUGCAUAUUAUCGAGGAGCUGUUGGCGCACUCCUUGUCUAUGAUGUUACUCGUCACGUCACGUUUGAGAAUGUGGAAAGAUGGUUAAAGGAGCUUAGGGAUCACACAGAUUCCAAUAUUGUAAUAAUGCUCGUUGGGAAUAAAGCUGACUUGCGCCACCUUAGGGCAGUUUCAACUGAAGAUGCAAAGGCUUUUGCUGAGAGGGAGAACACCUUCUUCAUGGAGACAUCUGCUCUGGAAUCAACGAAUGUGGAGAAUGCCUUCACUGAAGUGCUCGCUCAGAUAUAUUGUGUGGUCAGCAGGAAGGCACUCGAUAUUGGUGAUGAUCCAGCAGCAUUGCCCAAGGGUCGGAUGAUUAAUGUGGGAGCCAAUGAUGAUGUAUCUGCUGUGAAGAAAGUCGGUUGCUGCUCAGCUUAGGCCUGGGAAACAAGGUAGUUGAUCUUGUAAUCUAGGGAAACACUGGAGAAUUUCAAAUGCUGCCGGACCUGUUGAUACAAGGAUGCUGUUGGGAUGGCACAUAAAAGACGCUUCUCCUUUGCACAGAAGUUUUGCUGGUCAUGACAUGGUUUGAGGAGGUUUAGACUUUGCCUGAGAUGGCUAAAGAAUAGGAUUUCAUAUUUGCAGUCUGUUAUUUUGUUGCAUUCAGACUAUUGCUUCUCAUUCAAUGUAUUGCUAUUACUUUUGAUUAACACAAGCUUCUGUUGCAUUCAGUUAUUGGAUUCCUGGAUACCCUGCGCUCGUUAAAAAAAAAUUUCUAUGGCUAAAUGAUUGGUUGGUCA
Messenger RNA from Phoenix dactylifera (date palm), 1282 nucleotides. RefSeq names its product ras-related protein RABA1f. Gene Ontology annotation, molecular function: GTP binding; GTPase activity. The record is from RefSeq and is a predicted model, not a curated record. NCBI's taxonomy places the organism in Eukaryota, Viridiplantae, Streptophyta, Magnoliopsida, Arecales, Arecaceae.